GAUGAACAAGAUAAACACUGAAAGCGAAGCAGAAACAUUCCUUUUUAACAAAAUAUAAAUGAUGAUUAAGGUGCAGUUACAGUUAUGGGUACCUUUCAAUCCACUGGCCUUUGAACAAUUCGAUGGCCGUUUUCUUUCCACUUUCUGACUCAUGAUGAUUUUCUUCGCCAGUCAAAAAACUCUCUCUCUCUCUCUCUCUCUCUCUGUUCAGGAAUCAGAUUCCUCUCUGUCACAGAUUUGCUAUUUGAUUAGGAUGAUUCUCUCUUUCUCCCCCCUUAUAAACACCCCCCCAAACCAAAAAAAAAAAAAAGUUUGUUACUCUUGUCGCGUACCAGUAAUUGGGCUUAUUCAUUGAUCUUCUCCUUUUAAGAAAACAUUGUCUCUAUCUGAUUUUAUUAAGAGAGGAAGGGAGACUUGUUGGGGAAGAAGGAGACAUGAGAAGUUUGGAGGGAGCACUAGAAUGGCUCAGACCCUUUGUUGCCUCUAAGGCUUGGGACUACUGUGUUGUUUGGAAGUUGGGCGAUGACCCUUCAAGGUUUAUUCAGUGGAUGGGUUGCUGUUGCGGUGGCGGUGGUAAUGUCAAAGAGGAAAGAGGAGGAGAGAACAACUCGGCUGCUCUUUGCCGGGAUUUGUAUUUUAAACAUCCAAUCAGGACCAAGGCAUGUGAGGCUCUUGCUUGUUUCCCUUCUUUCAUGCCUUUGUAUUCUGGCAGGAUUCACGGAGAGGUGGUGACAUCAACUCAAUCAAAGUGGAUUACCCAUGCCAAUGCCUCCGACUCGAAUCUCUCUCCCGAGUUGAUUGGCACUCGAGUUCUAAUUCCUGUAUUUGGAGGACUUAUUGAGCUUUUUGCAGGACAACAUAUAGCAAAAGAUCAGAAGAUUAUAGAAUUUAUUACGGCUCACUUUAAUGUCCUAAAACAAGAGGCCUCAAUUGCACAUGACUAUGCCAGCAUCAAUGAGCUGUAUCUUGAUUCAUUUCCUGAACAUAACUUGCAAAACUUGCAGCCUCCCAGCCACUUGUCAAGCUUGAUUCCUCCAAUACACAUUCAUCACCCAUUAAACCAACCCAAUAAUCACUCUAGCUUUGAAGGAUCUUCCAGUGUUUCCAAUCCUUCGAAUGAGCAUUCAUCAUUUGACUCUCAUUCUGGUGGUUAUCUAUCUCGGAAAGGAAUUUUGAAGCAAUCAAUAGGAAAACCCUAUGGCAAAAGAAAAUCCGGGUAUGAUGAGGACUUAUUGAAGCAACAAGCAGGUCUAAUCCCAGAGAGUAACAAUGAAGUUGCAAAAGUGAUCCAGAGGUCUGAAAGAGAUCAUUUCAGAUCUAAGAAUCUUGUCACUGAGAGGAACAGGAGGAACAGGAUGAAAGAUGGGCUCUUUACUCUGCGAGCUCUAGUCCCCAAGAUAUCCAAGAUGAAUAAAGCUGCUAUCCUUGGGGAUGCAAUUGAUUACAUUGGUGAGUUGCAAAAUGAGGAGAAGAAACUCCAGGAUGAGCUAAAGGAAAUUGAAGAACAGGAAUGCAAAAAUAGCACAGAAAAAAUAAUUACUUCAAGGUUGGAGUCGUUACGCGAAGACAGCAAAUAUCUGCCUCCUACUGAGAAAAACCAGUAUUCCUCUGGUUUUGGUGAUAAGAAAAAGACAGAGGUGCAGAUAGAAUUAAACCAGAUUGGCAAAAGAGAAUUCCUGAUUAAGCUCUUCUAUGAGCAUAAGCGAGGAGGGUUUGGGAAGUUGAUGGAUGCUAUUCAUUCAUUAGGUCUUCAAGUUGUUGAUGCUAAUAUGACAACAUUUAAUGGCAAGGUUCUGAACAUUCUCAAGGUUGAGGCUACUGUGAAGGACAUUCAACCAAGGAAAUUGAAAGAGUCAUUGCUGAAGCUGGGAGGUUAGACAAUUCAGACAUAUACAAUGUAAGCUCAGGUUACAGAAAUUGAACAGUAUAAGUAAAUUGGGGGCUUCUCCAUUCAUCUAUGUUCCGCUAAGGCUGUUGUAGUAAUCUACCCAAAUUAGCUUUGAUAUUCAAAUAUAACAACCUUGUGAAACUGUUAUUGACUGAUACAGAAUUAUAUUUCCCCCUC
Manihot esculenta (cassava) is the source of this 2065-nucleotide messenger RNA. Its product is annotated as transcription factor bHLH90. NCBI's taxonomy places the organism in Eukaryota, Viridiplantae, Streptophyta, Magnoliopsida, Malpighiales, Euphorbiaceae. The transcript has 8 exons. Gene Ontology annotation, biological process: regulation of DNA-templated transcription. The record is from RefSeq and is a predicted model, not a curated record. Gene Ontology annotation, cellular component: nucleus. Gene Ontology annotation, molecular function: protein dimerization activity; DNA-binding transcription factor activity; sequence-specific DNA binding. The coding region runs from base 435 to 1877 and encodes 480 amino acids.